Messenger RNA from Rubroshorea leprosula, 3698 nucleotides. The record is from the annotation of a GenBank genome assembly. NCBI's taxonomy places the organism in Eukaryota, Viridiplantae, Streptophyta, Magnoliopsida, Malvales, Dipterocarpaceae.
AGUUAGCAGGUCCUGGCAUUUCUUCCAUGGCGAAUGCGGCGCGACGUCCCAUUUUCAUCGGCUUUCCUCUUUAAAAUUCCGCGCCACCAAAAUGGAAUCUCACUCAACUCUCGACUUCCGUUUCCUCUAAUUCAUACGCCUGAGAAGGUUUUGCGUUAAAGCAAAGCUGUCAGCAUGAGUGACUCAGCGAGGGAGGAUACCAGCCAUACACUUCGGAUACUUGUUGCUACAGAUUGCCAUCUGGGAUAUCUGGAGAAGGAUGAAAUUCGACGGCAUGAUUCAUUUCUGGCAUUUGAGGAGAUAUGCUCUAUAGCCGAGGAAAAGAAGGUGGACUUUAUGCUUCUUGGCGGAGAUCUUUUCCAUGAGAAUAAGCCCUCAAGGUCCACAUUAGUUAAGGCCAUUGAGAUUCUUCGUCGUCACUGCCUUAAUGAUCAACCGAUACAGUUCCAAGUUGUCAGUGACCAGACUGUAAACUUUCCAAAUUCAUUUGGUCAUGUGAAUUAUGAGGAUCCUCACUUCAAUGUUGGCUUGCCGGUUUUCAGUAUUCAUGGAAACCAUGAUGAUCCUGCUGGCGUGGACAAUCUUUCUGCAGUUGAUAUCCUUUCAGCCUGCAAUCUUGUGAACUAUUUUGGUAAAAUGGUUCUUGGGGGUUCUGGCGUUGGUCAGAUCACUCUUUAUCCUAUUCUUAUCAGGAAGGGUUCAACGGCUGUGGCUCUUUAUGGUCUAGGAAACAUUAGGGAUGAAAGGCUGAACAGAAUAUUUCAGACACCACAUGCUGUGCAGUGGAUGCGACCUGAAGCUCAAGAGGGGUUCCAAGUGUCAGACUGGUUCAACAUUCUGGUACUUCAUCAGAACAGAGUGAAGACAAACCCUAAAAAUGCUAUAAAUGAGCACUUCUUACCGCGCUUCCUGGAUUUCAUAGUGUGGGGACAUGAACAUGAAUGUCUUAUUGACCCUCAGGAAGUAUCAGGGAUGGGAUUUCACAUUACUCAACCAGGUUCCUCAGUUGCGACAUCACUUAUUGAGGGAGAGUCAAAGCAAAAACAUGUGCUUCUUUUAGAAGUCAAGGGAAAUCAAUACCGGCCAACCAAGAUACCUUUGACAUCAGUGAGGCCUUUCGAAUAUAAAGAGGUUGUGUUGAAGGAUGAACCUGAGAUUGAUGCCAAUGAUCAGAACUCAAUUCUUGAACACUUGGAUACAGUGGUCGGUGAUCUAAUAGAGAAGUCCAACAAGAAGACUGUUAAUAGAUCAGAGCUCAUGCUUCCGUUAGUCCGAGUUAAGGUAGAUUACUCUGGAUUCAUGACAAUAAAUCCUCAAAGAUUUGGGCAAAAAUAUGUUGGGAAGGUUGCAAAUCCCCAAGACAUUCUUAUAUUCUCUAAGGCUUCUAAAAGAACUCGGAAUGAAGCUAAAAUUGAUGAUUCAGAACGUCUCCGGCCAGAAGAACUAAAUCAACAGAACAUAGAGGCUUUAGUUGCUGAAAACAAUCUGAAAAUGGAGAUCCUCCCAGUCAACGAUUUGGAUGUUGCAUUACAAAAUUUUGUCAAUAAGGAUGACAAGUAUGCAUUCCAUAACUGUGUGCAAUACAAUCUUGAAGAAACACGCAAUAAAAUUGCAAAGGAGUCAGAUGCUUUGAACUUUCAAGAAGGAGAUUUAAUCCUUAAAGUUGGAGAGUGCUUUGAGGAAUCUCUUGGGGCCAUGCAGACUUUCUCAAUGCAAUUUAUAUAUUGCUACCAUCUUUAUUCCCCCAAAGCUUCACCAUAUGGGCUGUGUUGCAUCUUCCUCUCAUGCCCACCCAAGGGCAUGUGCAAGCACAAAAGCUUUCAAAAUACUUGUUCUUGCUUCAGCAGUGGAUGGGCACUGAAGGAGAAUAUACUGCUCAACAGUUUGACAAUUGAUGCUAGGUUUUAUGUCCUUGAUACCUUUAUCUAUUUGGUUGUUUUAAUUUGCAGGAACGUGUCAAGGAAAGGUCUCUGCACCCUAAGGAUUCGUUACAGUUUACAUCUGGUGGACAGUUCUUUGAGGAAAGCAGGAGUAAAAGUACUACAGGAAUUGGAAGUGCAGUUGCCUUUAGUGAUGAUGAAGACACAACACAGACAACUGGCUCUGCCACUAGAGGCAGGAAAGGAUCAUCAGGAGUUUCCCGGUCAUCUCGUGGUGCUCCAGAACGAGCUAAAAGUAAAACUUCUGCAAGAGGAAGGGGUUCUGGCAGAGGUUCGGGUAACUUAAAACAGACAACUCUUGAUGCAGCUUUGGGGUUUCGUCAAUCUCAAAGAUCUGCAUCAGUUGCUGCAAGAGCUGCUGUUCAAAGUGUUACUGCUGAAGAGGAGGAUCUGGACUCUGCUUCAGGUGAAGAAUAUGAUAUAGAUGAGGAAAAUGAUGAAAUUGUUCAAGGCAGGAGUCGAAAAAGAGCUGCUCCAAGUGGAAAAGGCAGGGGGUCUACAUCAAAGCGUGGAAAGAAGUCAGAGAGCUCUUCAUUUCGAGGAAUGCUUAUGAACAAGGAUGAUGACGAUGACAAUGAGGAUGACAUUCCAAAGAGAUUUAAUAAGUCCCAACCACGGGUGACAAAAAGUUAUGGCGCUUUAAGAAGGUAAGAGUCAUUGAGGUUCAUUUUCUCUAAACACAACUUUAAGUCAGCUGUGGGGAACAUUUUGAUGGCACCUUAUGAAGAACCAUUUGGAUGAGUUUACUGCAAAAGGCUUCUUAGUGAUCAAUGUAUUACAGACUUGAGGAUAAAAAGAGAAAAGAAAAAAACAAGCCGAGGUCUUCAAUUUUGCCUUCUCUUGCGCUCGGUUGUGAUGGGAAAGUUUAUGAUCUUGUAUGAUAUGUAUUGCUUCUAAUUUUGCAGACUACAUUGCCAAUCAGAGUAACGUGCUAAGAAUGCAUGACAAGGGCAUAACAUGUGUAACGGGGAAUUGACAUAUUACCGAUCCAUGAAUUGAGUGUUUGCAAAUUGAGAGUGAUUUUCAAUCAUUUCCUCUUGUUUUCCUGGUAACAGUGAAUGUUAUUGCCUUUUCAGUUAGCAGCCUUGAAAGCUUAGCAAUAAGGUUCUAGGAUGAGACUUUCGGUUUUGCUAAAUUCAGGGCUGCUGAGCAUUUACCGGGAGCGUGAAAUGAUAUGCUUACAUGCAAUUUAUUUUUUUGUAAAUCGGAUGUUGAUAGUUUAAUUAGCAUGACAGUUGCUUCACAGUUUUCCAAAAUGGGAGAUAGUAGAUGCUUAAGGCUAUGCUGGCGGGAUUUGGCCCUUUUGGGAUGAUUCCCGAUUUUUAGUGGAGACCCUUAACAAAGGCUCCCAGGUCAUCCACAUUCUUGUUAAGGAAAUGCUGGUGCUGGAGAAAUUUUCAGAGAUGAACUUGGUAACUGGCUGUUAGGAUUCUACAGGAAUAUUGGAUAUGCAUCCAGCCUUUCGGCUGAGCUAUGGGCUUUAAGAGACGGCCUUAAACUGGCCAUGGACAAGGGAUUUUCCCAACUCAUUGUUGAAACUGAUUUUAUGGUUGCAAAAACACUGAUUGAUUUUUCCCAUUCUGAUUCUCACUCACUGGGGGUUUUAAUUGAUGAUUGCAAGGCUAUGAUGUCCCAAGUCCCCAGCAUCCAGUUUAGACAUGUGUUCAGAGAAGCCAACAGUGUUGCUGACUGGUUGGCUAAGAAGGGUACAAAGUCGGACUCUCCUUUUGUUGUGCUAAAUCAAUGUCCCUCCGGUCU